Molecule: messenger RNA, 3399 nt
Organism: Saccostrea cuccullata (small rock oyster)
Lineage: Eukaryota; Metazoa; Mollusca; Bivalvia; Ostreida; Ostreidae
Product: cAMP-dependent protein kinase type II regulatory subunit-like
Exons: 14
Coding region: 349-1530 (393 amino acids)
Biological process (GO): negative regulation of cAMP-dependent protein kinase activity
Cellular component (GO): cAMP-dependent protein kinase complex
Molecular function (GO): protein kinase A catalytic subunit binding; cAMP-dependent protein kinase inhibitor activity; cAMP binding
Source: RefSeq, a predicted model, not a curated record
UAGUCCUAUAGUUUGUUUUGGUGAUUGUGUCGUCUAUCGUGAAAUAGUGUAGAUGUGCCUGAUUUGGUAUUGUAUUUUCAUGAUCUUCAGUGCAUGAAUUUGAAAUAAAUGUUUUUAAUUAUCUUUAGUCGCGACCCCUUUAGAAUGCGAGAAAAACCGGUAAUGACGUCAAUAGUGUAGUAACCUAUGCUGUUCGGAGACUUUCGCUAUGGAUAGGUAAACGGCAAAGAGGAAAACUUUUUGUAGAUAAUUUAGCUAUCAUUUCUGCAUACUUUCACUCUUUGGAUUAAUGUGACUAAUUUAAACGUACUGUUGUACUUCUAUCGUAUCAAACUUUGUUAUUUAAUCAUGAGUUUUGAGAUUCCUACCGGUUUAACAGACCUUCUGCAGGAUUUUACAGUUGCGGUGCUUAAAGAAAGACCAAGUGAUUUAACUCAGUUUGCAGCUGAUUACUUUGUGAAGUUAAAUGAAAAUAAAAACAAUGAUAGUUCAGUUAAAAAUGUGCGUGCGGGGGGCGUACGAUUCGCAGCAAGUCCACCUCCCGAGGAACCAAUGCAGACCGACAGCGACGAUGAAGAGCCAGAGCCCCCUCCUAACCUAAACGCACGUGGGACUAGAAGAGGUUCUGUAUUUGCUGCCCCAUAUAACCCUGAGAGCGAUGACGAGUAUGAAAAGAUCGUCCACCCAAAGUCAGAUGAACAAAGACAGAGAUUGGCUGAAGCAGUUAAUCAUAUCCUCCUGUUCCGUUCAUUAGAACCGGAACAAAUGCAAGAGGUCCUGGAUGCCAUGUUUGAGAAAAAGGUUGUGGAUGGAGACCAUGUCAUUGAUCAGGGCGAUGAUGGAGACAAUUUCUACGUCAUAGAGAGUGGACUCUUUGAUAUCAUUGUAAAUGGAAAAACUGUUGGAAAGUAUGAAAAUAAAGGAAGCUUUGGGGAGCUGGCACUGAUGUAUAAUCAACCAAGGGCAGCAACUAUUGUAGCAACAACAGAGGGCAGACUAUGGGCCAUGGACAGAGAAACCUUUAGAAGAAUUGUUCUAAAGAAUGCCUACAACAAGAGGAAGAUGUACGAGAACUUAAUAGACAAUGUUCCCAUGUUAAAAACACUAGAUCCUUAUGAAAAGAUGAAUGUGGCUGAUGCCUUGGUCACCAAGACAUUUGAGGACGGUGAAGUAAUUAUAAAACAGGGUGAUGAAGCUGACUGUAUGUACUUUAUUGAGGACGGAGAAGUGCGAGUGACCGUGAAAAACCAGGAUGAAAAUGAAGAAGGGAGAGACCCAGAGAGUAAAGAAGUGGAAGUCAAACGAUACACAAAGGGAGGCUACUUUGGAGAGCUGGCCCUUGUUACACAUAAACCAAGAGCUGCCACCGCGUAUGCCGUGGGUAAAACUAAGUGUGCAGUGCUAGAUGUACAGGCAUUUGAGCGUUUACUAGGUCCAUGCAUGGAUAUAAUGAAAAGAAACAUAGACGAAUACGAGGAACAGCUAAUUCAGGUAUUUGGCGACAAGGCCAGCAUUUCAGAUCUCCGCUGAGUGUGCCCCUUUCAUCAUUACAGACCACUAACAGACAGACAGACAAACCAGUCUGUCAAGUCUCUCUAGUAAACUAACUGUGUGUGUGGUCCACUGUUCUCCACACGUUUCCAAUAGUCAUCUUUUUACUCAUCAUCAAAAUAUAUAUAUAUAUAUAUUAUUUUCAACCUCUCUACUUUAUAUUUAUGUAAUGUAGAAUACCUAUUUUUCUUAGAUAUUUAAGUAGUACAUUUGUACUUCUGUGAAUUUUUCUGGAGGAUACUUUUCACUUGUUUUUGUGAAUUCGUUAAUUACCUCUGAAGUGCAAGUAUAAGUCUAGUCAUUUAAUUCUUAUCUUAAAUCUUCAAUUCUUGACAACAACAAAAAUAUUGAUAUUAAAGGGAAGAAAUGUAAAUAUAGGACAUUCUUGGUUUAUCUCAAUAAUACACUUAUAUUGCUGAUUAAUGCGAGAUAUAUUAAAAUUUUCUACUUUCUGAAAAGUGAAGAUCAGAAAAGUUCUCUAAACUUGAUGAGAGUCAUAACUGUAUAAAUUCAUUCAUUGCAUUUCAUUUUUUUCCGUAUCAGGCUGCCAUUUUUUGUGCUAUGAAGUAUUUAAAGUAUUGAAUGAUUUAUAUAUAUAUAUAUAAAAAUUUAUGGUAAUUAUAUUUAUGUUAUUUUAUGAUUGGAUAAAUGUGUUGUACAAGAACAAACCAAACAGAAAUGUAUACAUGUGUUUGUUGAUGGUUGUAUUCAAUUUUUUUCUUGUUUAUAAGUGGCAUUCUAAUUUGAAAAAUUUUUUCGUGAACGUUUUAGAGAAGUGUCAGCUUACAAUCAGAAUUUUUGACCAAUUAAAUUAUUUCUUCACCAAACAAAUGAAAAUUGAUAUGACUUAUAUUGGAAUAGCGAACUCUUAAAUCAUGCUAAUAAGCACAAUUUUAUUUGACUGAUAAAAAAAUGAAAUUCAAGUAUUAUCAUUUUUGUUUUUAAAGCAAGUAUUAAAAUAAAGACAUUAAAUUAUCUUGAGAUUGAAAAAAUUUAAAUAUAUUUGUCUUAGAAGUAGGGUUAUCUUGCCAAAAUGGAAUACUCAAAGAGUUUGUUGAUUCAGGUAAAUGUUUAUAUGAAGAUUUACAAAAUUUUAAUGGAGACGAAUACUUAUCCUUGAUAGAACUAUUAAGCUCUCAAUUUUUUUCCCCAUAGCUUUAACACUGUAAUAUAUUUUUUUUUUUCAAAAUAAGUAACUACCAAAACAUGUAGCAAAUAUUUUUAUGAUAUUUUCCUUGUAAAUACAUGUAUAUCUCUUGCAUUGAAAGAUAAAACAAUUGGAAUAUCCAAGUUUCAUUUGCUUUAUAUUCACAAAUCUUGAAAAGCAUCAGACUGACCAAAUAUUUUUUGUAAAACUUAGAAUACAGAAGCUGAAACCUCCCUGUAGUCUUAAAAUAAAAACAUAAAUUAGUAGAAGACAUUUAGAAAAACAAUACUGGUACAAAGCAAGUCAUAACAAUAGUCACAUUCAUAAGUUAACUCUUGAAAAGAUCAACUUCACAUUAACACAUUCAAGUGCUUUACUAUUGACUGAUGGUUUCUUUAUUUAUCAACAAGUUUGAACGGUAUUUCCUUGUAAUUUAUUUCAUUGUGAAAAGCUUAUGAGAACUGUCUGUAUAUAUGUCUGUUUAAUUUAAUUGAUAUUUCAGACAAGGCAGAUAUCUAUGAUUGAAUUUCAGUCUUGUUAAAAAUUUUAUUUUUUGUUUGUUUGUGUUUUAACAUUUGAUUGAUUGUUUAUUAGUUUAUGAAUAAAAAAAAUAUCUGUCACUGUAUUCUUAUAGUAUAUCUUGAACUCAGUUUUCAUCAUUGUGAAACUGCUGAAAUAAAAAGUGACUUUAUUAUUUAGUA